Molecule: messenger RNA, 452 nt
Organism: Nannospalax galili (Upper Galilee mountains blind mole rat)
Lineage: Eukaryota; Metazoa; Chordata; Mammalia; Rodentia; Spalacidae
Product: metallothionein-1
Exons: 3
Coding region: 130-315 (61 amino acids)
Molecular function (GO): metal ion binding
Source: RefSeq, a predicted model, not a curated record
CCUUUGCGCCCGGACCGGUUCUCUGGACUAUAAAGGUAACCGUGCGCCGCUGGACGCCACCGCGCCUUCCAGCAGCCCGACUGCCGCUUUGUUCUUCGCUCUGCAGCUCCAGCCUCACCAGACCUCACCAUGGACCCCAACUGCUCCUGCUCCACUGGCAGCUCCUGCACCUGCACCAGCUCCUGCAGCUGCAAAGACUGCAAGUGCACCUCCUGCAAGAAGAGCUGCUGCUCCUGCUGCCCCACCGGCUGCUCCAAGUGUGCCCAGGGCUGUGUCUGCAAGGGGGCAUCUGACAAGUGCACCUGCUGUGCCUGAUGUGGGAACAGUGCUACUUCCACGUGUAAAUAAUGACCUGUGUCAGCCCAGAUUUAUUUUUCAUACAGCUCUAACCCGUUUACAUUCCCCUUUUCUACAAAGUAUGUGAAUAAUAAAAGUCAAUGAUUUGAUUCUGA